UCCUGUCGGUUAUUGAUUUUCACAGCCUUCCCCGUACUUUCCUCCCCCCUCCCCUCGCCAUGCCGGAUCCAUCCGUCUGUCUCGCCCACAGUUGCGGCGCAUUUGUGUCCCGGGAUGACCUGUUGAUGUCGGCUAAAGAUGGAAUGUCAGGGUCGCCCUCCGACAUGGAUCCACCUCUCCUGUCCGGCAAAAUAAUAAUAAUAGUGCAAUAAUAACAAAGACGUCGUAAUUCAGCCCGUGUGGCUCAGUGUAGCUCCCCGUUUUUUUGUGUAGAUUUAAUAAAUAAUUAAUUCGCGUGAUAUAUCACAAGCGACAUUUUGGAGGGGAGCACAACGCGUGUCUGUCCCGUAGAGGUAGCUGCCGUUCGGCCGGAGAAGGAGAAGUGAACUCGGUCGACACGGACACGACGCGGCGGUGGCACGGACGGAGAAGAGACCGGGAGCUAAACUGCUGGAUAUUUUAUUCCCCUCCUCGACUAUUUUAGUGACAUAUUUCCUGGACGGUUGCUUGGACGCUAAACUCGUGCGUCCAGUGGAAGAGAGGAGCCCUCUCCCUCUUUCUCUCCCUCCUUUUCCCCCACACCCCCUCCUCCUCCCCCCUUCUCUCCACUGUACACACCGGCCCGGGCCAACCGAGGACUCCCAAAUCCUCCCGGGUAUCGAGGCUGGCACGCGGCGGGGCACUGAGCGCUCUCUGCCCGUUUUGAAUGCUCUCCUGCCCCGCUGCUGCUGCUGCUGCUGGCGGGCUCCCUUCUUCUCCCCCGACGCGUCUGUCGGCGAGACACCAGCUCGGCGCGACUUCCAUACCCUGUGGUGCUGGGCAGAGCGUUAUGGCUCAGACACUGCAGAUGGCGAUCCCCAACUUUGGCAACAACGUCCUGGAGUGUCUGAACGAGCAGCGGCUGCAGGGCCUCUACUGUGACAUCUCUGUGGUUGUCAAAGGACACGCCUUCAAGGCCCACCGUGCCGUGCUGGCAGCCAGCAGCUCUUACUUCCGGGAUCUGUUUAAUGCUGACGGGAAGAGCUUGGUGGUGGAGCUGCCCCCGGCCGUGCAGCCGCAGAGCUUCCAGCAGAUCCUGGCCUUCUGCUACACGGGACGCCUCAGCAUGAACGUUGGAGACCAGUUCCUGCUCAUGUACACCGCCGGCUUCCUCCAGAUCCAGCAGAUCAUGGAGAAGGGCACAGAGUUUUUCCUUAAGGUCUCGUCUCCAAGCUGCGACUCCCAGGGUCUCCACACGGAGGAGACCCCACCCUCUGAGCCCCAGAGUCCCGUCACGCAAACAGUUGGCGGAGGCGGAGUUGGACUCGUCGCCUCAGCAGCGGGACGGCCCUCCUCCUGUCUGACGCCCCUCCCCCUGGUGUCCAAGGUGAAGACGGAACAGACGGCGACCACGCCUCAGCCCACCCCACAGCCGCAGCAGCAGGAGGGCUCUCCCUACUCAGUGGUCUGCACCCCUGUGGCCAAGCGGCUGUGGGAAGGGGGCAACCGUGAUGGGGGAUCCGGAGGGGGCGGAGGAGGCGGCAUGAGGAAGGCCGCACGCUACUCUACCUCCUCGUCUUCGUCCUCCUCCUCAAACAACACUACCCAAGAAGCCUCCGGGCGUGGGCUUGCGGCCGCCAAUGCUGCGAUGGCUGGAGGCGGCGGAAACGCCAUCACAGUGGGAGGAACCGGACUCAACAGCAACCACAACAACAACAACAACAACGGCGGGACCCCCGAGGGCACGAGUCCAGGCACGCUGAGCAUGUACACCAGUGACUCGCCAAUCAGCUACCACGACGACGAGGAGGAGGACGAAAUAGCAGACGACAGUGCCGAAGAGCAGUAUCGGCAGAUCUGCAACAUGUACACGAUGUACAGCAUGCUGAAUGCUGGGGCUGCAGUGGUCAGCGAGAGAGUGGAGGCUCUGCCAGACUUGGCUCCAGACUCUGGCGGCGGACGGGGGGGCAGGGGGGGACGAUCCCGACAGGACCUGGCUUCGCUCCCCGCCGAGCUCAUCAGCCAGAUUGGGAACCGCUGCCACCCAAAGCUGUACGAGGAGGGCGACCCGGCGGAGAAGCUGGAGCUGGUUAGUGGCACCUCCGUGUUCAUUUCUCGUGCCCAGCUCAUGAAUUGCCACGUCAGUGCCGGCACCCGCCACAAAGUGUUGCUCCGGCGCUUGCUCGCAGCCUUCUUUGACAGGAGCACUCUGGCGAACAGCUGUGGAACUGGCAUCCGCUCCUCAACCAAUGAUCCGAGUCGUAAACCCCUGGACAACAGAGUUCUGCACGCUGUCAAAUUUUACUGCCAGAACUUUGCGCCGAGCUUCAAGGAGAGCGAGAUGAACGCCAUCGCGGCCGACAUGUGCACUAACGCCCGCCGUGUCGUCCGCAAGAGCUGGAUCCCCAAGCUCAAACUGCUGAUGGCCGACAGCGAGGCCUACUCCGCCUUCCUCGCCGAUAGUGUGAAGAUGGAGGCCGACGCACUGGGGGCGGAGCAAGGCUUUGAUCCCGCCUCCCUGGAAGCCGUGACGGCAGCCAACAGUAACGAAGCGGGCGGCGGCGCAGCCACGCCGGGGGACGCCCUCCAAAGGGGGGGAGGGGAUAGCAGCACUUUGUUUUGAGUGAGUUCACGGACAGAUUGUUGAAAGGACAGAUAGACAGAAGGAUGGAAGGAAGGAGGGAUGGAGUUUCUCUGAGGUAAUGAGUAGAGAGCGACGGCCACUCUGUGGUCAUAACAGUUGUCUCUCUUCCCCCGAGCAGCCAUGUGUUGGGGGAUGAAUCCGUUUCUUCUUUUCAAAAAUAUUUGUAUCUGUUCACUCUGCUUUUUCUUUUAUUUUUUUAUUUGUCCACAUUUCACUCCCUCUCUCCACGGCCCCUAAAUACGCCUCAUUUUGGGCCCCCCCCUUUCUUUUCUGAUGGAGAGAGAUGGAAACAUGGCAGAGAAAGGUUGCAGAGGGAAGAGGUUGACGAUAGCGCCCCCCCCCCCACACACACACACACAGUCUCCUCGUCUCUCUGUAGCUUUUUUCUGUUUUUAAAAGUGCGUACUGUUACUAAACGCCCUUUUGUUACCAUAAUCAAUCACAGCCAUUCCCUGGGGUGGGGGGGUGGUCAUCCUGUUUCCGAGUUAUACUUCCUUACACUGUUGUUUUUUUGAUAUUGAAUGAAUGCGUGGCGAAGCAUCUAAACCAGAGUGUUGCGAGUCAGCGGAGGCGGCGGCAGAGUGAGAUUGUACAAUUUCCCUUAAAUUGAUGUAUUUAUUUUUUUUCUGUUUUGCUUUAUAUCAUCUGGACAACCAGAUUGAAAGCUUUUCUUGAAAGUGAGGGCUCGAUGAGGUCAUAUUAAUAUGUAUAUCAGCAUGAUGGUCUAUGAUCUAUGUCCCCAGACCUUAACCGUGGGAAUUCUGUCGGGGCCGUGCUGGGAAAACUGACCGAGCAGCCGCCAGUUAAAUGCUGCUGAUUUCUCACCAUCGUCGUUGGGAGUGUUUUAUUUUGUCAGAGAGGCGAAAGAUUUGCUUCGCGAAUGAAAACUUUAACCCUAUUUUUGACCUUUUAACAACAACAACAACAAAAGAGUUGUUUACUUUUUCCUGUUUUAAUCUUUUCCUACGUGCGCCAAUCGCUGCAACGCUCCGUUGUUAAUUAUUGUCCAAGAGUUUGCACUGUGUUUUCCUGCGGUAUUAGUACAAUCAAAAUAUGUUUUUGUACAGAUGAAAAAAAAAGAAUUAGAAAGGGGGGUUUUUAUUUAAAAAGAAAAAAAAGAAGAAAAAUAUUAGCUCACAAUCCAAUUUGUAUCUGUCGAUCACACCCCUUUUUUUUAAAAAAAAUAACACAAAGAAGAAAACCCAAGAAUGAUCCAAACGCAAACUUCUUUCUGCCUGACAGUUUACGGAUGAUGUGUGUGUGUGUGAGAAUAUGUUGACACCAUUCUUUUGUUUACAUCUCGUGUAUGUGUGUGUAUGUGUGUGUCCCCUAAAAAAAAAUUGUUUUCCCCGCUAUUGCCAGUUAGCAGCGUGAGGUUCCCCGGGCUCACUGCCUGGAUGUGUGUUGCCUGGCAUGGACAGAGGUGCUAAUUUAAGCUGUGGUACGUGGCGAGAAAACACAACUCUGUAAUGUGUGUACUGUUGCAGCCGCACAGUUGUGUUUGUGUGCUGCAAUACAGAGAGCGAGAGAGAGAGAGGGAGGCCAGACGGCGUGUUUUCACACACGCUUAGUUGAUUCAUUCACCCGCCACUGCGGCGAGUGCGCACACACACACACGCAUGCACGCUAAUAUGCAUUUGGGCUCUGUCAGCUGCAGAAUACCAGAGCGGUGUGGGGAAUUAAAGGGCGGGCUGCGCGUUAACCAGACCUAGUUUGUGUUAUUAAGCGUGGCAACGUUCAAAGCCGAUGGAGUUUGUUCAGUUUUGACAAUUUCCAGAGCGCAAUGUGGGAAUUUGAUCCCACGGAAUGGAAAUGAGAUUGAAAACAACCCUGAAAGUCACACUUGUCGUUGACCUCCAGAAUCCACAGCACCCAGGGCUUUUGUUUAAAUAGUAUAAAAUAUUCUUGUUUCACUGAGACCUCAGCCUCUCUCUGUCUUUUAAUCAUGAGAUCAAUAACAAACAAAUCAAUAUAAACAAAGACGUCUGUCUGGUUAUUCUGUGGUGUUCAAAUCAAGACAGCUGACAGAUCCAGACCUCGUUUCAAAUGCUCAUGACUGAUCUGCUUCUCGUUCGUGUGCCGUCGUCUCUAAAAAUGAGGACAUUUUGAUUUUUACCUCAGCAGUGUAAAAAACGGCUACUAAAUUAAUCUAUAUAUAAUCUAUAAAUACCGGCAGUUUCAUGCAGCCGUGCUGCGAUGACUCCGCCCAUGUCGAGGACAAUAUAGUACGAGGUGCUAUAUUGUAAUGGAUUGACAUCCUCAAAGAUUCUAAAUGAAUUCAAACCUUAUUUUUUCUUACUUUUAAUAGCGUUGCUUCAGUUUUGAUUGGCAUAGACCUGCACCGUUUCAGUGUAGAGAUGACAGGUACGUCAUACCCGGGAUUAAAGCUUCCUAAUCUUGAUCCUGCAAACACAUCACUACUCUUGAUUUCAUGAUGACAGAACCUUUCUUGGACCCUGAUCUCUCUGUGUACCGAAUCAAAUUUAAAUCAGCAAUCGGUUUUUGAAUAUUCAAAAUGUUGAAAACUGCGGUUGCCAGACUCUCUGAAACGCAGAGCUCACCCUUUGUGCAUAACUGUAAACUGGAGAUAUUCUAAAUCAAUCUCCACUUACUUCUAUGUAACACCUUGACGUAUGAGACGAAACCCUUGGAUACAAAUCAAAAAUAGCCUUAAAUGUGCCCUUUAUGCUUAUUAUGCAUGGCUUAUAAAUAUUAGUUAACAAUAGCUGCCAGUCAAAGAACCCUUGUUAACUGAAAUGAAAUGAACGUGUAGGAGCAAGUGGGAGGCUGGCAGGUUAACAAGAGUUUGUUUAGUUUUUAAAAAAAAUCAUGCCUUGCCCCACCCUCUAUUCCAGAGCACAUGGUACAAUCCGACCGACGAGGAGACUUGACUAAAAAAGUUCCAACAGGGCAGAUGCAUGAGAAAGUGUGAGAGGUAAAAGAGAGGAGGAAAAUGUGAAGUGGAGGGAGGGAGAGAGAGAGGAGACAGUUUGCACAUUACUGUUUUGUUUCCCCCCCUUUUAUUCAUGAAGGAUCUCAGAGAGAAGGAAAGACGGGGAGGGAGGGAGGGAGAGAAGAGGACAGUGAGCCUCCCUAAAGAGGAGGGGAUGUGGUGAUUGGAUGAUUUGGUUUGAAUGCAUGCAUGCAUACGUACACGUGUGUGUGUGUGUGUG
Molecule: messenger RNA, 5796 nt
Organism: Solea solea (common sole)
Lineage: Eukaryota; Metazoa; Chordata; Actinopteri; Pleuronectiformes; Soleidae
Gene: nacc1b
Product: nucleus accumbens associated 1, BEN and BTB (POZ) domain containing b
Exons: 8
Coding region: 707-2602 (631 amino acids)
Biological process (GO): regulation of transcription by RNA polymerase II
Molecular function (GO): protein binding; RNA polymerase II cis-regulatory region sequence-specific DNA binding; DNA-binding transcription factor activity, RNA polymerase II-specific
Source: RefSeq, a predicted model, not a curated record